This is a messenger RNA of Puma concolor (puma), 912 nucleotides long. The record is from RefSeq and is a predicted model, not a curated record. NCBI's taxonomy places the organism in Eukaryota, Metazoa, Chordata, Mammalia, Carnivora, Felidae.
AUGGACCAGCAACUGAAGAAAAAGGUAAAGACUUGUGGCUGGAAAGGCUUGGGUAGAAGAGCCUUCAGUGGGGAUAAACCAAAGCCAUCCAAGCCACGGCCAGCCCAACAAGAACCUUUUGACAUGCCAUGGGCCUUAGAAGAUGAAGGUGUAUUCUUUGAAAGUAGCCACCUAGUUGUUGGAGAAGAUUCCUUCUCUGAUUGUUACAUAGAAUGCAUAAUAAGAGGUGAGUUUUCUGAACCCAUCCUGGAAGAAGACUCACUGAAGUCCCCUAACUACCAGGAAGAAGAAUCAGAACAAGAGCUUUCUCAACAGGUUCUUACUGCAAGCUCGCUUCUGGGGAAAUCCUUGAAAUGUGUGCAAAAAGGGGCAAAACAAGAACUUUCUCAGCAGACUGGAGAGAAUUCACAGCUUGAGUAUUCAGAGUAUGAGACAGGCAAGAAGCUUUCUCCUGGAGGAAUACCCAGCACUGAUGUAUCAGAUCCUAAACAGUUUGCAGAAUUUGCUAGAAAGAAGCCCACAAAAAAUAAGGAAUAUGAUGCUCCAGAAAGAAUUGUUUGUCCUCACAGUGGAUGCACAAAAAAGUUAAAGAAUAGAGCUUCCCUGAGAAGGCAUCUCCUCGUUCAUGCUCCCCGAGAUCAUGUAUGUGCAGAAUGUGGGAAAGCAUUCAAUGAGAGUGCAAAACUAAAAAGACAUUUUCUGGUUCAUACUGGAGAGAGGCCAUUUCGGUGUACUUUUGAAGGGUGCGGAAAACGUUUUUCCCUGGACUAUAAUUUGCGUACCCACGUACGUAUCCAUACUGGGGAGAAACGUUUUGUGUGUCCCUUUGAAAGCUGUCACAAGAGGUUUGUCCAGUCAAAUAACCUGAAAGUUCAUAUGUUAACUCAUGCAAAGACCAACAAAAAUCCGUGA